GUAGGGGAGGGGGGAGGGGGGACGCCUGGCAGGUGGGGCGCGAAAGCGAUGAGUCCUCGGCUCUUCCUCCUCCUCCUCCGGGACCCGCUCUCUGCCUCCCGCUCCAACGCCCGGAUGAUCUGAGCCGCGAGGGCGCCGAGAGCCGGGGGCCCGGACGCAGCCCGGCUCCACCCCUCCUCCUCCGCCCCCUCCCCGGCCGGUCGCCGCCGCGGUGACCCCCCCACUUCGUCACCUCCCCGGCCGCUGUCGCCGCUGCCUCGGCCGACCAGGGACCUGCCUGCCCGCGGCUCCUCCGGAUUUUAAGUAAACUUGGCGUCUUGAAAGACAGCUGACUGUGGAGAACCUUCUACUAACCGCAGUUUUAGAUGAGAGAACUGAGACUAAGAUGACCUAGAGGAUCAAGACAUAAUGGGAGCAUUUUUAGACAAGCCAAAGAUGGAAAAGCAUAAUGCCCAGGGGCAGGGUAAUGGGUUGCGAUAUGGGCUAAGCAGCAUGCAAGGUUGGCGAGUUGAAAUGGAGGAUGCACAUACGGCUGUAAUCGGUUUACCAAGUGGACUUGAAACAUGGUCAUUCUUUGCUGUGUAUGAUGGGCAUGCUGGUUCUCAGGUUGCCAAAUACUGCUGUGAGCAUUUGUUAGAUCACAUCACCAAUAACCAGGAUUUUAAAGGUUCUGCAGGAGCACCUUCUGUGGAAAAUGUAAAGAAUGGAAUCAGAACAGGUUUUCUGGAGAUUGAUGAACACAUGAGAGUUAUGUCAGAGAAGAAACAUGGUGCAGAUAGAAGUGGGUCAACAGCUGUGGGUGUCUUAAUUUCUCCCCAACAUACUUACUUCAUUAACUGUGGAGACUCAAGAGGUUUACUUUGUAGGAACAGGAAAGUUCAUUUCUUCACCCAAGAUCACAAACCAAGUAAUCCGCUGGAAAAAGAACGAAUUCAGAAUGCAGGUGGCUCUGUAAUGAUUCAGCGUGUGAAUGGCUCUCUGGCUGUAUCAAGGGCCCUUGGGGAUUUUGAUUACAAGUGUGUCCAUGGAAAAGGUCCUACAGAGCAGCUUGUCUCACCAGAGCCUGAAGUCCAUGAUAUUGAAAGAUCUGAAGAAGAUGAUCAGUUCAUUAUUCUUGCAUGUGAUGGUAUCUGGGAUGUUAUGGGAAACGAAGAGCUUUGUGAUUUUGUAAGAUCCAGACUUGAAGUCACUGAUGACCUUGAGAAAGUUUGCAAUGAAGUAGUCGACACCUGUUUGUAUAAGGGAAGUCGAGACAACAUGAGUGUGAUUUUGAUCUGUUUUCCAAAUGCACCUAAAGUAUCGCCAGAAGCAGUGAAGAAGGAGGCAGAGUUGGACAAGUACCUGGAAUGCAGAGUAGAAGAAAUCAUAAAGAAGCAGGGGGAAGGCGUUCCUGACUUAGUCCAUGUGAUGCGCACAUUAGCGAGUGAGAACAUCCCCAGCCUCCCACCAGGGGGUGAAUUGGCAAGCAAGCGGAAUGUAAUUGAAGCCGUUUACAAUAGACUGAAUCCUUACAAAAAUGAUGACACUGACUCUACAUCAACGGAUGAUAUGUGGUAAAUCUGCUCACUAGCCAUGGAGUUUACCUUCACCUCCAAAGGAGAGUACAGCUCAACUUUGUUGAACCUUUUAACAUCCAUCCUCAACUUUAAGGAAGGGGAUAUGACAUGUGAGAGUGAUGACACCAGAGAGCUUCAGCAGUACAACAGCUAGCCCAGAACUGAUUUUUUUUUUUUUUUUUGUAAAUUUGAGACUUAUGUAAACGUGAUUUCAAACCAUAAUUCAUGUUGUAAAUCAGACUCCAGCAAUUUUUGUUGUAUGAUUUUGUUUUUUUGUUUUUUUUUUGUAAAGUGUAAUUGUCCUUGUAAAAAAAUGCUCAUAUUUAAUUAUGAACUGCGUUAAAAUCACUAUCAAUGAUACAAGAAAUGUUUGGCUUGUUGUGUGAUGCAACAGAUAAUAUAGCCCUUUUAAGUCAUGUUAUGUUUGGACUUGGGGUUGGGACAGGGAGAGCAGCAGCCACAUCAGCUAGAUGCUCAAACAUGCACAUGAUUAUGGAAAGUAAUUUCAAAAUCUUACAAAGCUGAACGUCCAAGGAGUUACGGGAACCUAUCUUCAUGGUUUUGGCUUGGUUUGUUGAUAAAACCAUUCCCUUCGUUUAGCUGUCUUUCAGGAUUUCUCCUUGUUGCCAUGAGUUUUGCAGGCGAUACAGUAUAUUCCUAAGAAUAUCAAUCUUGGGGCUAAAAUGCCUUGAUUCUUUGCACCUCUUUUACAAGUCCUUACAUUUAAUUUUUAAUUGAUAAGCAGCAGCUUCCUACAUAUAGUAGGAGACUGCCACAUUUUUGCUAUCAUGAUUGGCUGGGCCUGCUGCUGUUCCUAGUAAGAUACUCUGAAUUCAUUUUAUCAAUAAAGCUUGAUUUAACAAACAAGACACUUAAUCAUGUAUGUGUAAUUCCUCUUUCACCCCGGCCUUUCAAAACACUGUGCCAUUGUAAAUGAGAUGUUUCUCACAGGGAAAGAAGUUAGCCUCUUUUCAUUGGAAAAUACUAUUAGUUCUGUCCCAGAUGGAGCUGUUUCCCUUCCAUUAGAAAGACUAAAAAAAAUUUAAGAUCCUUUUAUUCCUUAAUCUGUUUUUUAAAUAAGUUCAUUUCAGGCUGCUUUUCACUAAGAUGUUCAUCAGCUUAAAUAUGCCUACUGUUUAAAUGAAAUAAUUGUCAAAGUUUGACAAUCUAACCCUCAAUGGUAGGUAUGUGUGUGUUUGUGAGUGUGUGUUUGCCUGUGACUUCUAAUUGGCCUGUGUCUUUAGACUCUUAAGUGGUUAAGAUGUAUUUGUGAUUUGAAAUAUAGCAUGUUGAUAAUAUUUAGCUGUUGGCCUUUAAAAAUACAUUUCAAAGCUUAAGGAAUUGUAGAUCUACGAGUACCUAACUUAAUUUAGGUUUAAAUUCCUCUGAUUAAGCAUGUGAAAGUAAGUUUUACAGUCUGUCACAUUGAAAAGACUACUGUUCUGUGCCCUUCUGUAUUUUUGUCUCUUUAGGUUGAGUGUAUUGUAUUUAUCACCAUGUAAUUGAAUCAGUAGGCAGAUUCCCCACUAGAAAACUAUUAAAAUGUAAGAUUAAAAUGCAACAUUAAAUACAAAUUCAAAACUUUGUGUAUAAAAACUAGUAUGAUCCAUUUUGUUUUAUUUGCUUUUUCCCUAACUUGGAAAUAUACAUAUUUGUAUAUAUAGCCUUAAAACUAAUGUAAAGUUAGGGGAUAGUAGGAAAGUAAUGUGAAAUGUCUCAGAUUUUAGUAGUUACCUACCAGCAAACUCUUUUCAUUAUCCCUCUUAUUUGUGAGGUGAUUAAAUGUAACUUAAUUGUAUUUAAUUUAUAUCUUAAUACAGCAUGAAUAAAGAAAAACUGAGGUACUAUUUAUAUUUAAAAAUUCAUAUCAGUUGGAAUUACAGAGACAAUACCAUACUCACAAUAAAUGCUUAAUGUCUAAAUCUGUGAUAGAGUGUGAAGUAUGAUAAUGUUCCAAAUUAUGGCUUUGCAGGCAACUAAAUGUACAUUUAAUGAAAACCAGUGCUUCUGGUACAGGUCGAUUACUAGCUACACUAGUACUGAAAGCUAAGUCUUUACAACAAGCCAGUUCCUUAAUUUUUUUUAUUUAGCCUUAAGUUUUCAGUUUUAGAAAUUUCAAAACCUUGAACUGGAUUGUGGUAGCUUUUGAGAUGCAAAGCAAAUCAUAAGUAAAAUGUGUGAUGGAAAGCUAUAUUUCAAACCAUAACAGCAUGUUGAGAACCUUUUUGAGUAUCUUUAAACAAAAAAGAGGAAAUUAAAAUAUUCUUCUGUUUAAAGUAUUAUUGAAAUUAAGCUGGAUGUGAGAGGAAGCUGUUUAAGUGUGCUCGAGGAGGGCUAAAUCUUUUCCACAUGAAUCAGCACUCCUAUACUAGAUGUAAUUUUUCGUUAUAAAGAUCCAGGAAGGAACUACACAUGUAACAGCAGUGUGCACAUGUUCCUGAUUCCUGGGAUGAUUUUGUGAUGGGAAACCAACCAUACUUUGAAGAAGCACUUGCACCCCCUCCAUUGUGUACUUCAUUUUGUAUGUCUUAAAUUCUUGGCCCUAACCCUUUUUUUUAUGCUAAUUAACAUCUCAGGGCAAAUGCCUCAAAAAUCUUUGAUGUGUGUUCUUUUUUUCUUUUCUUUUUUGGAGGGAAAAUGUUCUUGUGUUGGUAAUACAAUAUUCAUAGUAUACUUUCAUGUUAAUAGGAUGUUCAUUUUUGUGUAACAGGCUCUUACUAUCUUAACAUCAAAGAAUUUCACAGUAUCUGUUUUCACAGAAUAUGAUCUAAUUUUCAGUUUCUUGGGGAAUACACUUUUAUAGAUAACAGAAGCAUUCUCUAUAUUAGCAUAAGCUUUAAAAAUCAAGGUGGUACUUAUAUUCAGCUUUAGAACUGCCCUUGAACAUAAUUUUAGUUAUAGCACAUUAAUUUGCCUCUAGAGAAUUAUACAGCUGCCCUAGCUUCUUAAUUUUUUGUACUAACUUCACAACAAUUUGGGGAAAAGCCAGGCCUAGGGGCACAUGAGGCCAGUUCUGGGAGGUUGAGGCGAGAGGAUCUCAAAUUCAAGGCCAGUCUGGGUUACAAAGUGAGACCCUGUCUCAAAAAAAUAAAGGAAUUUGGAUUAAAGAAUAAAUAAGCCAUAUAAUUCAAAUCAUCUAAAUUGCAGUACUGUUUUAAUGAUUGUCUGUUCGAAACACUUAUUAAUCCAGCUAACUCAGCCUUUCCACAAAGUAUGUUGAGUGUUAUCUACAAAACACUGUUCUAGGUUAAAUAUCUGGGACUAUAAAGAGAUGAAAUGGGUUUUUGCCCUCAGGAAGUUUACUUUUGGGCAGAAUUUAUAAUCUAGUGUGUAUUCAUGUUAUAACUGGAUCACUCAUCAAAAAAAAAAAAGUUACAUAUUGCCCACUUACUACUAUCUGCUGGGUAACCCUUCUGAACAGGGGGCCCCUGCCCUAAAGAGCUCACUAGCACUUCCUUUUUUCAUCUGAAAAUUCUCCCCAAAGUUGAAGAUUUGCUCAGCAUAAUGGUAAAAUUACCAGGCUUAAGUGUGUUCAGAAUACUUGAUUGUAAAGAACAGCCUUUAAUUCCUGCUGACAGCAGCAAAUUGGAGAAAUAAGUGAUGGAUUUCUUAGAAUUCUCCAACCCAGGGGAUACAGGUGGGGUUUGAUUUUAGGACAUUGUACAUACAUACAUACAUACACAGCUAAAUUGAGCUAUGUUUUUUAAGUAAAAGUGUUCUCUAUAUAGCACAGUGUUGGUGUUAAUGUCAAAUUUUCACCAAAUGAUUGCCAUGUGUUUGAUGAUUUUAAAAUAACUUCAAGUGCCCAUCUUUACUGGACAAAUUCAUAUGGUAAUUCAACAUGUGAUUUAUAAAAGAACUGAUGAAAUUGGGUACUGGUUUUCUUUUGGGUUUUAAUUUUGAACUACAUGGUAUCCUUUUGGCUCAAACUUUGCUGUUUUUACAGUAUUAUAUUAGAAUCUGCUAUUAGAAAAGGUAUGUAAAUGUUUCUCAUUUGAGUUUUUUCUUUGAAGGGACCUGCAAGAUUUUCAUAUACUUUUGCGUACAGCUAAUGGGAUGACCACUUUUUAACUGACUAGUCUUCUAGUUAGUUUUUCUUUUAGGCAUUAGAAAGUGUUUAUAGGUUAAAAUUUUAGCAACCUAAUUUUACUUAAUAUUCAAUAAUGUGCCAUGUGUUUUGGUUUGUAUUUGUUUUAAAUUAUAUAUUUAGAAUAUGCUUGAAAUAUUUACGAACACAUUGUCUAAAUGUACAAUAUUGUAUUUCAUUUAUCAAAAGUGUUAAUUAUGACAUAGAAUGCUCUACAGCAAUAAUAGGGGGCAUUCAUUCCACUUUAUUGUCAAAGGAGCAUUUUCCAUCUAUUCCCCUCGACAUAGAUUCUUUCCAUUUUACCUGAUUCAGAUGUUGAACUGGUGACCUCUGUUCUCACUGUUUUCCUGUUUAUAGACAGCGGGUAGGAGCAUCCAUUAGAAAAACCUCAGAUGGUGUUGAAAUUGCAGUUGGCAUGAGAUAGGGAAAAGGGUUGUUUAAGUUUAUACAACAACAAAGUGACAUUUUUUUCUCUCCCUUAUUCUGCAUGAAAUACGAACCCAAAAAAGAACUUGGCCAUACCCAGCACAAUUGUGAAUAUGCAUCCUCACAGCUAAAAAUAAAGAUAUGUUUGCUUUCCUUAAAAACAAAAGUCCCCCUGUCUUCUACAUCCCUCUUGAUGUUAUCUCCCUUUUUUCAGUUUGAAACAGGCCAGUUCCAUCUUCUUGAGUAAGUGUAUUACUUCAUCAAGGCCCGUCAAUACUUUGUUAAACAGGGCUGGACAUAAGAAAACUUGGGAUAUGGAGCUGUACAAAAUGCUAGGGGAAAAGGCAGUUGAGGAUCACCCUUAAUUCCUUUUAAAGCCAUCAAAAGGUCUUCUUUGGAUCUGGCUAUAAAUGUUAAAGAACUACUGAGUCAUGCAAGCUAACAAGAACCAACUUUUGCUGCUCAGAUAAUUUGAUUUUUUCAAGCAAUAUAGUGAUAAAAGUUACUGAUUUUUUUUAAAUAUAUCUUUUAUUCAUAUGUGCAUACAAUGUUU
Messenger RNA from Castor canadensis (American beaver), 6622 nucleotides. The record is from RefSeq and is a predicted model, not a curated record. Lineage: Eukaryota; Metazoa; Chordata; Mammalia; Rodentia; Castoridae.